Suncus etruscus (white-toothed pygmy shrew) is the source of this 737-nucleotide messenger RNA. It is a transcript of the gene FKBP1B, whose product is annotated as FKBP prolyl isomerase 1B. The record is from RefSeq and is a predicted model, not a curated record. Gene Ontology annotation, biological process: regulation of cardiac muscle contraction by regulation of the release of sequestered calcium ion. Bases 5 to 244 code for a protein of 79 amino acids. Gene Ontology annotation, molecular function: peptidyl-prolyl cis-trans isomerase activity. The transcript has 2 exons. Gene Ontology annotation, cellular component: sarcoplasmic reticulum membrane. NCBI's taxonomy places the organism in Eukaryota, Metazoa, Chordata, Mammalia, Eulipotyphla, Soricidae.
AGGAAUGCUCCAAAAUGGAAAGAAAUUUGAUUCAUCCCGAGACAGAAACAAACCUUUCAAGUUCAGAAUUGGCAAGCAGGAAGUUAUCAAGGGGUUUGAAGAGGGUGCAGCCCAGAUGAGCUUGGGGCAGAGGGCGAAGCUGACCUGCACCCCUGACGUGGCAUACGGAGCCACGGGCCACCCUGGCGUCAUCCCUCCCAACGCCACCCUCAUCUUUGACGUGGAACUGCUCAACUUAGAGUGACGGCAGGAAGGAACUGGAGGUAGCUGGAGAUGGCGGCUGCCCUCCCUCCUCGCCUGCUCCGCUACUGGGACGGCUCCUCCUGCUUGGGGCUCUUGAUCAGUGUGUUCCCUUCACUGCUCACAGCAUUGUCCAUUCUCUCUGCCCAAGUCGCUGGGUCUGUGUUCCUUUGUUGUCGUUGUUCAUGCACAUUUUUGUUCGAGGCAACUUUGGUUGCGGGGUUGGAGCAUUGUUGGUUGUGCAUCUUUUUGGGUGAUGCAUGUAGCAGUCCUUCCCAAUCCCAGUACCUGGACUACUUGUUUGCACAAUUUCUACUGCCUUACCUUCACUUAAUGCAGACCUAAAAGGUGCUCAGACAUAAAACGUCCAUGGCAAAUGCACAGGGACUUGGAGCCAGUUACUUCUGCUGUCAUUCUCUCUUAGAUUUCUGUUGGCUGCUGACUUCGACAAUGUCCUUUUUGGAAAUCUGUUCAAUAAAGGCUCUGUGCUUGACAAA